This is a messenger RNA of Apis laboriosa (Himalayan honeybee), 3018 nucleotides long. RefSeq names its product protein I'm not dead yet (gene Indy). The record is from RefSeq and is a predicted model, not a curated record. NCBI's taxonomy places the organism in Eukaryota, Metazoa, Arthropoda, Insecta, Hymenoptera, Apidae. Bases 1181 to 2884 code for a protein of 567 amino acids. Gene Ontology annotation, molecular function: citrate transmembrane transporter activity; succinate transmembrane transporter activity. The transcript is spliced from 10 exons. Gene Ontology annotation, cellular component: membrane. Gene Ontology annotation, biological process: monoatomic anion transmembrane transport; citrate transport.
UGAAAAGAAAUGAUUAUUUAAUGAUUAUUUAGUAAUUUAUUAAAUAUAUCCAAUAUUCGCUAUAUUAUAUAUAAUAUAUAAUAUAUAUAUAACAAUAUUUCAAAACAAUAUUCUGUUAUGACAUCUGUUCAAUUAGAAUUUCGGUUGCGAAGAAACAUGAUAAGAAUUUCAUUCUCGGUCAUCAUAUCGUGCAUGAUCUUUUCAUAACUUAGAAAAACAUAAAUUUUUCUUCUUAUAUAUAUUUCUUCAUCAAUUUUUUAUGAAGUAAGAUAACUAACGAUAGAAAAUAGGGAGAAUGUAUUUCGUAAUACUAUUAUGGAUGGUUACAUUUUCUACAACUAUGUUUACCGGUCUAUUUGAACCAUAAGAUGCGUCACGUAAUAAACACGAGGACGAGUGAUAGCAUGAGCGGGAUUAAUUACUGGAGGGAUUAAAUUGAUUCAAACGCCGCGCGUUUAUUAUACUGAAAUGCGUAUCUUGUAUUCAAAUCUCGAAUUUAAAUUAUUUUUACCAAAUUGAUAAUAAUUAUAAACUCUCAUUAUUUUGUUUAUUCGGAUGAAUAUUUUGUAAUGUAAUAUAUAAUAUUUCCUAUAUCAAGAUAAUACGAAAUUAAAAAUUUUCAAUUAUUAUUUUUUGUUUUUUUAAAGAUUAAUAUUUGUACAAUGAUUGCAAAAGCGAUAAAAGUAAGGGAAAAAAUUGAAUUAAUUUAUUUUUAAUUUUAAUGUAAUACAUUGUCACGUUGAUUUGCAUUUUAUAAAUUAUUUCUUAUUCAUGAUCACUGGCACAUUUGUUAUUUGCAAUCUCAUAUAUCUAAAAAAUUUAAACUUAAUUUUAUUUUUAUCUUAAUGCUCAUUCGAUUUUAGUCAAAAUUUCAUGUCGAAUUCAAAUCGCAAAGUAUACAUCUUAAACUGUGAAUGAAAAUUACAGAAAGAAAAAGAAAGAAGAAGGGAAAAGAAAUUGAUCGAUUCGAAAUCCGAAUUCCACGUGGGUGAUUGGUAAGUUUACGUUUGCAAGUAAACCUGCAAUAAGAACAUCGACGUACCAAGGACGAGAGACGGGGAACGAUACCGUUUGUCACGAGUUGUUACUUCGUUGAGUUGACUUACCAGUCGUUGGAGAACCAACCAAGUAGGCAGAGGACAAACCACGAGGUACAUGGCUUUUGACUAGACAAAAAACAAUGGCUACACUAUCUAUUGAUAAUCCAAUAACUACAGAUUCUACGAACAGGAGAAAGACCGACAAUUGUGGUAAACUGUUGAUACAAUUUCUUUUAAUUUAUUGGAAAUCGUUUGUAAUCAUAUUAUGGCCACUGAUUCUAUUGCCCAUUGUUAUCAUUGAAACUACCGAGGUAAAAGCGAUGCGAUGUCUAUACGUGAUUGGUUUGAUGGCAAUGUUCUGGAUGACCGAAGUACUUCCUUUACCAAUCACAGGUUUAAUUCCUAUUUUUCUUUACCCACUGAUGGGCAUAAUGAGCACUGGUGACACUUGUAUGUGUUAUAUGAAUGAUACUACAAUGAUGUUUAUUGGCAGUAUGGUGAUUGCGAUCGUUAUUGAAAAUUCUGGUCUACAUAUACGUAUCGCACUAUUGAUCAUUAAAUUGAUUGGUUGCAGUCAUCGAAGAUUAACAUUGGGAUUGUUUUGCGUAACUAUGUUUUUAUCUAUGUGGAUUUCAAAUACUGCUGCCACUACUAUGAUGUUACCUAUUGUCGAAAUUGUUCUCUUAGAACUUGAAGCACAAGGUUUGGGUGAUAUGUUCAUACGAGAAGAAAAUAAUUGCGAAGAAAGUAUAGAAUCAUCAAAGAAACCAACACAUAUUACUAUGACUUAUUAUCUUGUGACAGCAUAUGCUUCUAGUCUUGGAGGUGUGGGCACAUUAGUCGGAACUGGCACCAAUUUAACAUUAAAAGGAUUCUUUGAAAAACGGUUCCCAAACAGUUCUGGCAUUAGCCUAACAUCGUGGAUGCUUUAUUCAGUCCCACCAAUGCUUCUAAUGGGAUUCCUCACGUGGCUUUGGCUUCAAGUUAUGUACAUGGGAAUGUUUAGACCAGGAAGCAAAGAUGCAAAAGCUAUUAAUAUUGGCAAACAGGGAGAAAAAGUUGCAACAACUGUAAUCGAAAAAAGAUACAAAGAACUCGGCCCGAUUACGUGGCACGAAUUCUCUGUUGGUCUCCUCUUCCUUGUAGUUGUACUACUAUGGUUCUUCCGAAAUCCUGGAUUUGUACAGGGUUGGCCAACUUACAUUACCGAUUUACACGUUAAAGAUUCAACGGCAGCCGCUGGUGUUACUCUUCUUUUCUUCAUAUUACCAUCUAAAUUGGAUUUCCUUCGAUCAUUCGACGCGGAUCCUGUUAAUCGUCCAACCAAACCAUCGCCUGGCAUGAUUACUUGGAAAAUGAUUAAUACGAAGAUGCAUUGGAGUUUGAUUUUAGUUUUGGGUGGUGGAUUUGCCAUCUCAGCUGGAAGUACCACUUCCAACCUUUCUUCUAUUUUAGGAAAUGCUUUAACUAUUUUGAAAUCAAUAAAUCCAUUUGCGAUAUUAUUUAUUGUCUGCCUAUUUGCAGAAACUAUCACAGAAUUGACAUCUAAUGUUGCAAUUGCAAAUAUUAUUUUACCUGUUUUGGCAGAAAUGUGUAUUGCUUUACGAAUACAUCCACUAUAUUUGAUGCUGCCAGCCUCUUUAUGUUGUUCUUUUUCAUUUCAUCUACCAGUAGGCACUCCACCAAAUACAAUUGCUAUUACAGCAGGUCAUAUAAAAACUAGAGAUUUCGCAAUUGCUGGAAUAGGACCUAGCAUUAUAACGCUUCUUGUAACAAUAUUUGCAUUUUCCACUUGGGGCACCUACAUCUUUAAUUUAUCUGAAUUUCCUGAUUGGGCAACUUAAAAUUAUUUCAGUGUUUCAUUAUUGUGUUUAGUACAUCAUUAUCACUCAAUGUUUUUAAUAAAUAUCAAACUUCAUAAUCAUAUACAUAUAUAUUCUAUUUUCCAUUUUAUUCCAUAUAUUCCAUUUUAUAUAGA